AUGAAGCCGGAUAUAAAGGAUCGUGAAUACAUGUAUCGAUUAAUUAUCGGACAACUAUUCUACGAUGGACAUCAACAAAUUGCUGUUACACUGGCCAACACUCUUGGAUGCUCAGCUCCAGCUCCUCCACCAUCUGACAAGCUCUAUCGGCUAGUCACCAUUGCCAAGCAGUUUGUAGAGGAUCCCGAUUACAAAGCAGAGGAGAAGUCAUUACCAAUGCAAUUCGAAACAGUCUCCACUGGAUUAGAUCUCGAAUAUGAUGCAGAUGUGCAACCAGUCUCUCCAGAACCAUCUCAAUACGAAACCAUCUAUCUAACCGUCCACAAAGCUCCAUGUAGAGCAGCUGCAUUCAAUUCAGAUGGAUCUUUAGUGGCUACAGGAUCUGCAGAUUGUUCUAUCAAAAUUAUGGAUGUGGAAAGGAUUCUGGCUAGAGAGAAAGAGCACAGAGAAAUGAAUGAGAAUGGACCAGAUGCACAUCAUCCAGUUAUCAGAACACUCUAUGACCAUGUUGAUGACGUGAACACAGUGUUAUUCCAUCCAAGAGAUGCUAUUCUCAUCUCUGGUUCCAAUGACAAGACAGUGAAACUGUUCGAUUUCUCGAAAACUGCUGUUAAGAGAGCAAUGAAGACAUUAUCAGAAGUCUAUCCAGUUCGUGCUCUUUCCUGUCAUCCGGGCGGUGAAUUCCUUCUGGUUGCCACUGAUCAUCCAACCGUUCGUCUCUACAACAUUGAGACUGCCCAAGCAUACGCGUCGGCUAAUCCAGAUGACCAACAUCGUGAAUCUGUAACAGAUGUACAUUAUUCUGAAAAUGCGCGUCUUUACGUGACGGCUUCAAAGGACGGAGACGUCAAAAUCUGGGAUGGUGUAUCGAAUCGAUGUGUGGAGACAUUCAAACGAGCGCAUGAUGGUUCUGCGAUUUGCUCAGCAAAGUUCACCAAGAAUGGAAAAUAUUUGUUGACUAGUGGAAUGGAUAGUAUUGUAAAGUUGUGGGAAUUGAGCACCAAUCGAUGUUUGAUAGUUUACACUGGAGCAGGAGCCACUGGAGCACAGGAUUAUGCAACCAGUGCAUCAUUCAAUCAUAACGAAGAUUAUGUACUGUUCCCCGACGAGAAGAGUGGAAGCAUGUGCUCCUGGGAUGCUCGUAAUUCCGAUCGUAAGCGAUUGCUGGCUCUCGGCCACACCUCCGCUUGCCGUACAUUCGUUCAUUCCCCAUCAAUGCCUGCAUUCAUGACAGGAAGUGAUGAUCAUCGUGCCAGAUUUUGGUACCGAAAACCGGCUACCACUGACAAUUGA
Molecule: messenger RNA, 1293 nt
Organism: Caenorhabditis remanei
Lineage: Eukaryota; Metazoa; Nematoda; Chromadorea; Rhabditida; Rhabditidae
Exons: 6
Coding region: 1-1293 (430 amino acids)
Biological process (GO): mRNA 3'-end processing
Cellular component (GO): mRNA cleavage stimulating factor complex
Molecular function (GO): RNA binding; protein binding
Source: RefSeq, a predicted model, not a curated record